GUAAGCUUAAUUUGAGGAAAAUGAAAAUAAUUUCAUCCAAGAAGUUUAUUCUCUUUGCUUUAGCUGCAGUGGUCUUUCUAACAUCAAAUAGUAAGUGCCUAGGGGAACAGAUGAAGUUUGGUCUGCAGAGCAGAGAAGACGAUGAUGACAAGUAUUAUGAGAUUAAAGAUAGUAGCUUGGAAGAAAAGCAGAGAAGUCUCAAUUUUGAAGAAAUGAGAGACUGGGGAUCAAAAAAUAUCAUUAAAAUGAACCCUCCUACAGUAAACAAGAUGCCAAAUUCAGUCGCUAAUUUUCCUCUUAGGUUUGGAAGAAAUUAUCCAGAAGAAAGAAGCAUUAAACCAAUUGCUAAUUUGCCUCUGAGAUUUGGGAGAGCUUUUGGAGACAACAUACCUAGGCAAGCUCCAAAGGUAUCACGCAGGCUUGGGAGAUCUCCACUAGUUAAAAGUUACAGUCAAUCACUUCUAAAUUUGCCACAGAGAUUUGGGAAAUCACUGUCUACCAAUCUAUUUCGAGACAUUCAGGAUUCUGAACCAGGAAUAUGAAUUCUAACAAUUACCUUAAUGCUGGAAUGAAAUCUUGAAGACUGCAACUGAAAGACUUGGAAAAGCUGCAAUGUGCUUUCAAAACUAAAGGCCAUGGAAAGGAAACAUAGGAGAACUGAAAUGUAAACCUGUCUUUAUGUUACGAAUAAUGUAUUUAUCCUGUACAAACCCUUGAUGUAUAAGGCAACGAUAAUUGCAGUGACUCUUGUAGUAGUUUACUUCGGUGGCAGUGUAGAAUAAAUUGUAUUUACUUCUGUAUGACAUAUGUCCUAUUGGUUGUAAAACCUAAUAUCAGAAUAAUGGCUGUAUAACUGAAAGCAUUGUAAGCAAAAUUAAAAGAAAAAUAGUAUGAAUAAAGAA
Molecule: messenger RNA, 902 nt
Organism: Apus apus (common swift)
Lineage: Eukaryota; Metazoa; Chordata; Aves; Apodiformes; Apodidae
Gene: NPVF
Product: neuropeptide VF precursor
Exons: 3
Coding region: 21-542 (173 amino acids)
Biological process (GO): negative regulation of gonadotropin secretion; neuropeptide signaling pathway
Molecular function (GO): signaling receptor binding
Source: RefSeq, a predicted model, not a curated record